Molecule: messenger RNA, 780 nt
Organism: Quercus lobata
Lineage: Eukaryota; Viridiplantae; Streptophyta; Magnoliopsida; Fagales; Fagaceae
Exons: 1
Coding region: 1-780 (259 amino acids)
Source: RefSeq, a predicted model, not a curated record
AUGAGGGAUUUCAGGUCAGACCGAUACAACAACAACCGCCCGAGGAGAGAUUUCAUAGGGCAAUCCGGAGCAACCAACACUCAAACUGUUAACGCUGUAUUCCGAGAACCAGUACACCGGGUGUUGGAGAAGAUCAAGGGCGAGCCAUACUUUAGAUGGCCAAAUAAGAUGGUCGGAGAGUCCACGAAGCACAAUCAGAACUUCUAUUGCCAAUAUCAUCAGGACCACGGGCAUACCACGGAGGAUUGCAAGAACCUUUGGAACCCCCUAGACCAGCUCAUCCGAGAAGGAAAGCUGAAGCACCUCCUGCAUCAUUCUAGUGGUCAUCAAGGUCAGACCCAUCAGGAACCCCAGAGAGACGCUACCCUAAAGCCGCCCGUAGGGACGAUCAAUGUAAUCCUGGCCGCCCCAGGAAGAACAGGCGCGCGCCCUUCUCGAGUAUUAUCUAUGUCCCAGCUGCCUGCCAGGGAGUCCCAAUCAGAGCCGAAAAGGGCCAGAAGGAAUUUUCACUUGGCCUUAAGCUUUUCAGAAGAAGAUAUGGACGGUACCAUCCAACCCCAUGACGACGCGCUGGUGAUCACUCUCAGAAUCGGAGGCUACGAUGUGAAAAGGGUGAUGGUGGAUGGUGGCAAUGCUGCCGAGGUCAUGUACCCCGAUCUCUACAAGGGGCUGGGAUUAAAAUCGGAGGAUCUGACGCCCUAUAGCUCCCCUUUGAUAACCUUCGAUGGGAAGCUCGUUGGCCCAAAGGACAUGUUAGGCUACCCAUCCAGACCGGCCUAG